Molecule: messenger RNA, 1386 nt
Organism: Penicillium longicatenatum
Lineage: Eukaryota; Fungi; Ascomycota; Eurotiomycetes; Eurotiales; Aspergillaceae
Product: putative guanine deaminase
Exons: 1
Coding region: 1-1386 (461 amino acids)
Biological process (GO): guanine catabolic process
Cellular component (GO): cytosol
Molecular function (GO): zinc ion binding; guanine deaminase activity
Source: RefSeq, a predicted model, not a curated record
AUGGAUAGACUCGACAAAAGUUCACCCACAUUGGGACUCCCAAUAGCCUUCCAUGGCACGAUAAUCCAUUCCCGAAGUCUAAAUGAUCUCGAAACACUUGAAAACUGCUUUCUGUUGGUAGAUAAGACCGGCAAGAUCCAAGCAUUACAAGCAGGAGUCGACCCUAAAGAAAUCAACGACAUCAUUUCAGACCUGGGAUACGCACCAGAUGUGUUUCCCGUCAAGUGUCUGGAACGCGGGCAAUUCCUAUGUCCCGGCUUCGUGGACACCCACAACCAUGCGCCGCAGUGGGCCCAACGCGGAGUCGGUCGUGGAAAGACACUGCUGGACUGGUUGAAUGACGUUACCUUUGCGCAUGAGGCAAAAUUCGCCGAUCCAGCUUAUGCUAAGCGCAUGUACUCUUCUUGUGUAUCAGGUUUCCUGCAACAGGGCAUCACGACGGCAUCGUACUACGGAUCACUGCACGGAAAAGCAACACAGAUCCUGGCCGAUAUCUGUCUGGAGAAAGGACAGCGUGCUUUGGUGGGGAAGUGCAAUAUGAAUCGCAAUUCACCCGACUGGUAUAGGGAUUCAUCGGUCGAGGAUUCUCUGUACCAGACUCGAGCGUUGAUUCAACAUAUUCAGAACAUCGACCCGGACAGCAAACUCGUGCGCCCGAUCAUUACUCCCAGAUUUGCUAUUUCCUGCGAGCCAGAGCUGCUCAAUGGGCUGGGGGCGAUUGCAAAAGAGAAUCCCGACUUACCAAUCCAGACGCACUUUAACGAAGCGAAGGGAGAAAUGCUUUUCACAAAAGAGCUGUUUCCCGAAUUUCGCACCGAGACAGAACUUUAUAAGUCCUACGGGUUAUUGAAUGACCGCUCGAUCCUCGCACAUUGCAUCUUUUUAGAAGAAGAGGAAAUGGAAGCACUUCGCGAACUCCGUUGCGGUGUGGCACAUUGUCCCAUUUCGAACACGACCAUGGACUAUUUCAUGGUGGCACCGAUACGCGAGUAUCUCCGACGGGGUAUCAAAGUUGGGUUGGGAACUGAUAGUGGAGGUGGUCACUCCACAUCUAUGCUGGAGAUCAUGAGGCAGGCAUUUGUGGUUUCAAUCGCCCGACAAGACGCUACCCAGGGCCAAGACCCUGCACUGACCCUUUUUGAAGGUUUUUUCCUGGCCACGCUGGGCGGGGCUCAGGUUUGUGGCUUAGAGGAUAAGAUAGGGAAUUUUGCCGUUGGCAAGGAAUUCGAUGCCCUUGAGGUUCAUUGUGAUGAGGAGAAUGUGGGAGUGAUGACUCCCAUUGAAGACAAGGAUCCGGUCUCCGUGAUUUUUGAGAAGUGGAUCAUGACUGGAGAUGAUAGGAAUAUUGCGAAGGUCUAUGUGAGCGGGCGCUCCGUGAAAGUAUAG